GAGAGAGAGAGGAGGAGAAAGAGAAAACAAAUAGGAUGUCCUCCCCGUCGAAAGCAGACAAUGGAGAAGGCAGUCAGAAUUCUGGUGGGCCAAGUCCAAUGGGAAUAACGAAGAAACCAUUUGAAUUCAUGGAGUAUGGAGAGAGAGAGGAGAAACAAUUUGAAACUAUGGAGUUGUGGAGUAGCUUCACUGACAGUGGAACACUACGAAUUCAUCAACAGACUCACACUGGGGAGAAACCAUUUAAAUGCAUGGAGUGUGGAAAAAGCUUUGGUUGGAGUUCAAACCUUCGUAUACAUAAACACACUCACACAGGGGAGAAACCAUAUAAAUGUAAGGAGUGCGGAAAGAGCUUCAGUCAGAUUGGACACCUUAGAAACCAUCAACGGAUCCAUACAGGGGAAAAACCAUUUAAAUGCAUGGAAUGUGAAAAGAGUUUCACUGAUAGUGGAACAUUUAGAAAACAUCAACAGACCCACACAGGCGAGAAACCAUUUACAUGCAUGGAAUGUGGGAAGUGCUUCAGACAACGUGGAAACCUUAGAAUUCAUCAACAGACUCACACAGGUGAGAAACCAUUUAAAUGUACGGAGUGUGGAAAGAGUUUCAGUAUUCGUCGAUCCCUAAUUCGUCAUCAUCAAACUCACACUGGGGAAAGACCAUUUUUAUGUAUGGAGUGUGGAAAGAGCUUCACUGAUAGCCGAGGACUAAGAAGACACCAGUCGACUCACACAGGAGAGAAAACAUAUGAAUGUAUGGAUUGUGGAAAGAGCUUCUCUGAGAUUGGAAACCUUAGAAUCCAUCAACGGACUCACACAGGGGAGAAACCGUUUAACUGUGUGGAGUGUGGAAAGAGCUUCACUGAUAGUGGAGCACUAAGAAAACAUCAACGGAUUCACACAGGGGAGAAACCCUUUGAAUGUAUGGAGUGUGGAAAGAGCUUUAUUGAUGGUACAGCACUUAGUUUGCAUCUUCAAAUUCACACCGGGGAGAAACUAUUUAACUGUGUGGAGUGUGGAAAGAGCUUCACUUAUAGUGGAGCACUAAGAAGACACCAGCGGACUCACACAGGAGAGAAACCAUAUAAAUGCAUGGAGUAGAAACUAUUUGAAUGCAUGGAGUGUGGAAAGAGCUUCAGUCACAGUGGAACACUUAGAAAACACCAAUUGACUCACACGGGGGGGAAACCAUUUAAAUGUAAGGAGUGUGGAAAGGGCUUCACUAAAGUUGGAAACGUUAGAAGACACCAGCGGACUCACACAGGGGAGAAACCAUUUAAAUGCAUGGAGUGUGGAAAGAGCUUUAGUGAUGGUACAGCACUUAGUUUGCAUCAUCAAACUCACACCGGGGAGAAACCAUUUAAAUGUAAGGAGUGUGGAAAGGGCUUCACUAAAGUUGGAAACGUUAGAAGACAUCAACGGACUCACACUGGAGAAACCAGGAAACAGUUUGAAAGUAUGGAGUGUGGAAAGAGCUUCAGUGACAGAGGAACACUAAGAAAACAUCAACGAACACACACGGGAGAGAAACCAUUUAAAUGCAUGGAGUGUGGAAAGAGCUUCAGUCAGAGUGGAGCCCUUAGAAUUCAUCAACGGUCUCACACUGGGGAGAAACCAUUUAAAUGUAUGGAGUGUGGAAAGAAGUACCUCCAGCAUGCCUCUGGAUUUCCAUCAGUGGGUGGGGAGAAAGGGGUGCAAGGAGGUCACCACCCCGAUACAUGGGGCAUCCGAGGCUGUGAUCACUAA
Molecule: messenger RNA, 1745 nt
Organism: Lacerta agilis (Sand lizard)
Lineage: Eukaryota; Metazoa; Chordata; Lepidosauria; Squamata; Lacertidae
Product: oocyte zinc finger protein XlCOF6-like
Exons: 5
Biological process (GO): regulation of transcription by RNA polymerase II
Molecular function (GO): RNA polymerase II cis-regulatory region sequence-specific DNA binding; DNA-binding transcription factor activity
Source: RefSeq, a predicted model, not a curated record